Molecule: messenger RNA, 2380 nt
Organism: Physella acuta
Lineage: Eukaryota; Metazoa; Mollusca; Gastropoda; Physidae
Product: eukaryotic translation initiation factor 4 gamma 1
Cellular component (GO): eukaryotic translation initiation factor 4F complex
Molecular function (GO): translation initiation factor activity; mRNA binding; protein binding
Source: RefSeq, a predicted model, not a curated record
GUGCAUUGAGAAUACCCUGUAUCAGAUGAAGAUGAAGAGGCUCAAAUUUUAUGGAAACAUCAGGUUUAUUGGAGAACUUUUCAAAUUGGGGAUGUUGACUGAAAAUAUUAUGCAUGAUUGCAUCUACCGUCUGCUUAAAGCAUGUGAUGAUGAUUCCUUAGUAUCUCUGUGUAUUCUUCUUACUACUGUUGGGCAAUUACUUGACACAGACAAAGCUAAGACACGGAUGGGCCAGUAUUUUGCACAGAUGUCCAAAAUCGCAGAGGAGCGAAAAUCAAAAGUUAAAUUCCUUCUUAAAGAUGCCAUAGAUUUAAGAAAAAACAACUGGAUUCAACAUCAUACAUGCGAAUCAGACUCAUUAAAAAUUGAUGUGAAUCAUAAAGUUUUUAAAAAAGAACAGUUUAAAAAGCAAGUGAUGCAAUCACAACUACCGCCAAGAAAUGACAAAUUUCAAUCAAACAUCAGACAUGAAAGUAGACGCCUACCUAAAGAUCUGCCUCGUGAUGAAGUUGAAAUCAUAGCAAAAAUGAUUUUUAAGGAAUUCCUAGGAACUGGAGAUUUAGAUAAGGCAAAAACAAGCGUGAAAGAAUUGGAAGGCCAAACUUACCUUGAAGUGUUGGUUAGUUCUUGUAUAAAUGAUGUUCUUGAAAAGUCAAAGAAAGAGCGUGAUAUAACAGGACAGUUUUUCCAUGAAAUGGUUAAAAAUAACCUCAUACCCUGUGUUGCAUAUUUCAAAGGCUUGUCUGAAAUUUUGCAAUUUGCUGAAGACAUGGUGAUAGAUAUUCCAAUGAUUUGGACUUAUUUGGCUCAGUUAAUAGUCCCUGUUCUAAUUGGUGGUUCAGUGCCUUGGUCUGACCUGAUACAAGUACUUCAAACUAGCCUUGAAAAAAGUUGCUGCUUAAAACUUUUGACAGAAAUUUUAUUACAUGCCAAAAUUAUUACUAGCGAAGCUGAUGUGGCUAGAAUGUGGCAGAGCAGCAACCUUGAAUGGUCUCAAUUUGUAGAUCCGCCCAAUGUAACCAAAUUUCUUGAAGACAAAGAGCUACAAAUCACAAUAUCCCCUGUGAAUGAAAGUCAGUUGACUGCUCCAACAUCUUUAGGGGAAUAGUUGCAAAGACAUGUGCUUUAAGUUUCCAAACAGUGAAUAUAAUAAACCACUACUAUGUUUACAGAUUAUAUUUAUAAAUACAUACAUGCACACACACACACACACACACACAUAUGUGUAUAUAUAUAUUACAUAUAUAAUAUAUGUAUGUAUAUACACAUACACAUAUAUAUAAAAACACAUACACAUAUGAUUUUAAUCCCUUACACAUUACAUUAGUAGGGUGAUAAAUAGUAUAAUCAUUAAUGAAGGAGGGAGGGGUAUCCUCUAGAAAAUGAUUUUUUAUUAAAACUUAUUUAUCUAGUUAUGAUUCUAAUUGUGCAAGCUGCUUUUUUUUAGGGGAUGGCAUGGUUGGGUGGUUACUUGAAUGCUAAUCAGAAAGUAAUGAGUUUGGAUCUCCUAUUCCAGUCUGUACUUGACUUACCUAGUCCUCUUUGCUCCUUAUGGAAUAUAGGGCCUCCGGCAUUUCCUUCCAUUUUGUCCUAUACCAGGCUAUUAAUUUUGCAAUUUUCUGUUGGCUUCAGUUCUUCAAAAAGACUCCGCCUCCAGGUCUGUCUUGGGUGCCCUCUCUUCUGCUUUCUCCGGGGAUUCCACUCAAGCGCCUGGCAUGUCACAUUUGCGUGAGCCUUUUGAAGCAUGUCCCCACCCAGUGCCACUUCCUCCUUCUUAUUUGCAGUGUCAUGGGCUCCUGCCUUGUCUUUCUCAAUUCCAGACUGUAGGGUGUCCCUUAUUCCACCCAGAUCUGAUGGGUACCUGACUCAUUUUAGGAAAAGUCAAGGCAACUGGGCAUAGUGCUGACCCGAUUAUCCCUUCAAAUGCUGAGGUCACAGAAAUAGGUGAAACCUGCUUCAUCAGUGCCAUAAAUUGCCAAGCUCAAUAGUCUACCUACUUUUUAUUUAAUCAUUUGCUUUCAUAUGAUGACUAAGAAUUGUUAAUCAAUCACUUUCUUACCUCUUUGUGUAGCUGAUCAUUUGUUUAGAUGAAAGGGGUGACUAACACUCAUAAUGUGUUGCCAAUCAAUACUAAACUAAAGCCCAAGGUAAAAAACUGUAAAUUAACAUCAGUCUCUAGAAACAACUGGUUCAUUUUUAUUUCUUCAGUUUCAAAGUUAUUGGUCUGGUCCCAAUAUACAUGACUGAUCCAAUGAUCACUGUCUUCCUUUUUAUUUAACCAAAGCUUAGUAAGCUAAACUGUUAUUUUUGUGAAAUUGUAUCCAUAUUGAACUUGCAUUUAUCCUCUAAUACAAUUGCUAUUUUAAUUAUUUUAAUAGCA